AUGCUUGGUCCAUUUUUUUUUCAAAUAGGAAUGCAGAUUUAUUUCAUUGUGCCGUGUACGAUCUCAUCCGGCGUUAUCUUGGUAAGUUCAAAACUUGUUAUAGAGUGAUAGGGAAUUUUUUAUGGAACUGGUGAGAUAGGGGAAAGUUUCAUUCUUUAUCCACAACCUUCCCCUUCCCUACACACCCACAACACUUGCAGAAUAGUGGGGUUUUUAUUAUUAUCAUUAAUUUAUUUAUUUUGUCAAGGAAAUUGUGACUUUUUCUCCAAAACAGCUGAAAAAUCUGACCCCGAUCCAACAUUUUGUCAAAGAUGUCAAUAAUCAGCUAUAUUUUAGAAUAUUUUAUAACCUUAAGUUUUUCCUGGCCCUGUAAAUGUGUUGGGUUUUUGGGCAAAAUACUCACACUGCCUCUCUCCACCAAGGAGUAUACAUGGGUACAGGCAAAUUGUAUGAUGAAACUCUGAGGGAGGAAAAGGAGGGGGAAACCUUGUGAUGGACUAGCAUCGGGGGAGGGGGGUAGUGAUACUCCUUGUUGCUUCAUGCUUAGGAAACUGGGAUAAGCUCUAGCUGGGAUGGACGGCCAUAUGGCUUAGGGGCAGACUUUGCAUUUUCCUUUUAAUUUCCAUAUUUUAAAGGUGCAUAAAAAGAGAAAUGAUUUGUUGUAUUUUUAACAUCCUCAAGGGGUGUGGAUACAACAAGGAACUUCUCUGGGCUUGGAGAAUAUGUUCAACAUUGUAG
This is a messenger RNA of Pocillopora meandrina, 738 nucleotides long. Lineage: Eukaryota; Metazoa; Cnidaria; Anthozoa; Scleractinia; Pocilloporidae. The record is from the annotation of a GenBank genome assembly.